AUGGCAAGGCAAAAUUUCGUGGGACUUGUGGUUUCACAAGGGAAAAUGAAAAAGACUGUAAAAGUUAGAGUUCAAACCAAAACUUAUGACAAGUCGGUCCACAAAGAAGUCGUAAAUAGAAAGGACUAUUUGGUACAUGAUCAAGGUGAACUUUGUAAAGAGGGAGAUAUCGUUCGAAUAGAAGCAAUCCCCAAAAUUUCAGCCAGAAAAUAUUUCGCUAUCGCAGAAAUUAAAGUCAACAAGGGUCAGCAGUUUGCACUUUACGAAAAAUUGGCUAGUGAAAAGGUAGAACAAGAAGAACAGCUGCAGAUCACAAAGUUCUUCGAAAGAAGACAGGCAUUGGAAUCUACAAUCACCCAUAUCGAUGACUUGAGAUCGUUGGAUAAAUUAGCCAUCACAUUCCAAAACGAUCCCUCUGCGGAUAGGCAAGCACUUUUAGGUGAAAUCAACAGAAUUAAGCUGAAAUACGAUAUUAAAUCUUGGCCCUCAACUGAGCCAAUCUUGAAGUUGGAAAUCAGAGAAGAAUCUAAAGACUUAAGUGUGUUGGAACAUAGAGUGGAGAACAUCAAGGUGAUCUUAGAAAAGUUAUUUUCCGAGGCCGAGUACAACGGUGUUAAAGACGAACUCUUGACCAAGUUGAACGUCGUAGACAAACCAAAACCAAUCCAAAAGAACAUAGUAAGGAAGUACAUUCUUAACCCAAAGAAUGAAUGCCCCAUACUGUUGUAG
This is a messenger RNA of Dujonia railenensis, 729 nucleotides long. The record is from the annotation of a GenBank genome assembly. NCBI's taxonomy places the organism in Eukaryota, Fungi, Ascomycota, Pichiomycetes, Serinales, Debaryomycetaceae.